CCUCUCUCUCUCUCUCUCUCUCUCUCUCACUCAGCCUGACACAUCGAUCAACACACCCAACUGGAAGAGGGGAGAAAAACCAGAGAAGAAAGAGAAAGAGCUUCGGUAGCUUGUGGUGGACGCCAAAGCCACACACCUCCUCCUUCCUGAAAACCCUAAGCUCCCCGGAGCUUGAUGGAUCCGUCCGGGUCCACUCGAUUCGACAUCUUUGAGAUUUAUCGCCGAUUCUGCGAUAUCAGGACGGGAAAUGGAUACGGUCACGGUGAAGGAUACAGAGAAAAUGAUGAUUCACAGAUGGCUAAAUAUUCAAGGGAGGCAUUAACUCAGCUCUUAUAUCUGGUGGAAUCAAAACUGCACGCUAGGAUAUCAAUUUUUGAUGAAGUUUUCAAGCUAAUGUUGCGGUUGGAUUCGAUGGUAGACUUUUCUGAAUUCUCACGUUUCUAUGAUUUUGUUUUCUUCAUGUGCCGUGAAAACGGUCAGAAGAAUAUCACUGUAAAUAAGGCGGUUAAUGCAUGGAGAGUAGUCCUAGCUGGGAGGUUUCGGUUGCUGAAUCAAUGGUGUGAUUUUGUUGAGAAAAAUCAGCGGCAUAACAUCUCUGAAGAUACCUGGCGGCAAGUUUUAGCUUUUAGCCGCUGUGUGCAUGAAAAUCUGGAAGGGUAUGAUCCUGAAGGAGCUUGGCCUGUUUUAAUAGAUGACUUUGUUGAACAUAUGUACAGACUUUUGUCGUGCAGGGUUUCCGGAUCUAACAAUAACUCUAGCUUCAACUGUAACUGUGGUGAUGCAGAAUCGUGGUCAUGUACAUAUGAUGACCCUCUUCCUGGCUUGAAGAUUUUACCUGGUUUGAAAAGGAAGUUACCUGGGGAGGACCUUCACAUGGAAGAAGUGGUGCCCUCGCCCGCCCUCUUCCCAUACUGUACAGACUGGAAUCCUGCAUUAAGCACUAAGAAAAGUCGGCCAAUGUCUUACAUACCAGCAAACUGGGAGGAGAGUACACCAGGAAAUACUGUGGAUGAUUCCAUGGAAACCAUAAGACAUAGCAGUCCAGUGAAUUCUUCCAAAUCUCCAUGCGCGGUUGAAGGGUGUCUGUUGAAGGGUUUUGCAGGACUGCUUUCUGCGCGGUCCUGUCUGCAAUUUGAUCGGGACAGGGGAGUUUCAUUUUCAAAGAGUCACAAAUAUCGAAAGCGUCUUUUACGAGGAGAUGCAGUUUAAUGUAGUUGGAUGUUUCCGAAUGCAAUUAGAGUUGUUUACUUGGGAUGUAGUCUUCUUAUUGAUUUGUUGGUUGAACGUUAAUAAUAGUCUUCUAUUCGGAUUUGACAUAAUUAAUAAAUUUAAGGGAGUUUUAAGGAAAA
Molecule: messenger RNA, 1349 nt
Organism: Malus domestica (apple)
Lineage: Eukaryota; Viridiplantae; Streptophyta; Magnoliopsida; Rosales; Rosaceae
Source: RefSeq, a predicted model, not a curated record